Molecule: messenger RNA, 543 nt
Organism: Penicillium hordei
Lineage: Eukaryota; Fungi; Ascomycota; Eurotiomycetes; Eurotiales; Aspergillaceae
Exons: 5
Coding region: 1-543 (180 amino acids)
Source: RefSeq, a predicted model, not a curated record
AUGCAGCUCCUCUCCAUUUUCUCGACUUUGGCAUUCGUGUCUUCUGUGAUCGCAGCUGAUCGGGGCCAGUCCACCAUUGCUGGGCUCGGGGCUCGUAAGCAGGAGAUCUUGAAAGCUGGUGGCAACACUCGUGACUUGGCUAUUUCGAUGCUGGAGACCAACAACAUGAACACCGAUUACACUUAUGGUGAUGGAAAGUCUGGUGACGGUACCAACUUCGGCAUUUUCAAGCAGAAUUGGUACAUGCUAAGACAUUCUGCAUCUGAAUUCCUGAACAACACCGUCGACCAGGUCUCUGAUGGUGCCAUUCUCAAUGAGAAUCUGGAGAAGGACAUCCAAGCCCGUCACGAGGGUGAGAAGCACUUCGGGUAUGAGACCUGGUUUAGUGGCCACCGCAACGGAGAAUCAGGUGUCAUCAAGCCGGGCACCCAGGACAUCAAGGACUACAUGAAUGGCGUGGCAUGGAUUCAGCAGCAGAUUGAGAGUGAUGAGAAGUACCAGAGCGACGAUACUCGCUUCUGGGUUAAUGUUAAGGCCAUCUAG